AACAAACAAAUAUCUCCUCUAGUGAACCCUUUAUAAAAUUGCUAUAUUUUAAGGCCAUUAAGACUUUUUCUUGAGAAUUUAAGCCAAAGUCCACCUUAUUAAUUAAGCUUCCUCCAACAACCAUCAUCUUGAUCUCUUCUAAUAUCCUUUACCAAAACCAAUAUCUCCUCUAGUGAUUUUGAAGAUACAAUCAUUAUGGAUAGAGAACUAGAACCAGAAGAACUAGCGUAUAGUAUUAUAGCUUCGAAGAAAAUAUGUUCACCAAUCACUUUAGCUUUUGUUCUUCCUCUUUCUUUCAUUUAUUUAGCUCAAACCAAAAUUUCUGAUAGCCCAGAUGAUGGAGGCUGGUUUUCUUUCUUCCUCUUUGGUUUAACAUCGGAAUUUGGACUGAUGAAAUUCGUCCACUAUGCAUGGCUUAGCAUCGAUCUCGGAAUUGGAUUUUUUUCAUCAUUCAGGGUCUGGUUACUCUUGUACCAUAUCUUUUUCCUUUUUCUUUCGCUUCUCUCUACUUCAGCCGUUGUUUAUACCGUUGCUUGUGCUUACACUAAGAAAGAAAUCACUUUUAACAAAGUAACAGUUAAGCCAUCUAAGGGUCUUGAUGGUCUUGGCGCCUCCAUUCUUAUUGGUAUAAUAGAGAAUAUCGUUUGCACGAUCGGGUUCGUUUACAUCAGCGUAAUAUGGCACCUGGCUUGUGUAGUAUCGGUGAUGGAAAAGAGUUACGGUUAUAGAGCAAUUUUAAAGAGCAAAGCGUUGAUUAAAGGUAAUAUUUGGAUGGCUUCGUUUAUCUUUAUUACGGUACAAAUAUUUUUAAUGAUCGUAAUAGCCACCUUCCAUAAUCUAGUAAUUGCUAAUGGGAGAAUAGGUGUAAUGGGCAAAGUUAGUUUGGGAAUAUUUUUUCUCUUGUUACUGUCUAUUUUGAUUCACUUUGGUCUUGUGGUCCAAACUGUUGUGUACAUUGUCUGCAAGUCGUAUCAUCAGGAGAACAUUGAUAAAUCUUGGUUAGCCGAGCAUUUGGAAGUGUAUAACGUAGGUGAUUAUGAUCCUUUGAUGGGAGACAAGGAUAUUCAAUUAGAACAAUCUGGGGUUUGAUCAUUUAAUCAUCUCCCUAAUGGUUUUAUACUUGUUAUACAGUAAUUCUGCCUAACGGUUUUGCACUACUUCAGUGUCACUAUCAUUAGAGUUGUACUUGUACCAGUCCAUCUGUUCCUUGCUGUCAAUAGUGUGUCGUGUCACUGUAAUGAAUGUAUGAAACUGUUGAGAAAAAGAACUUCAAAGUUUGUGUUAUGGUUUGUUACAGAAAAAGAAUUAUGAUCAUAAGAUAUAACAGUUUAUGACAUGAGCGUAUGAGCAAUGUAAUAUAACUUCUUAUGUUAUUUCAUAUAGACUUCUUUUACCGUUGUAA
This is a messenger RNA of Papaver somniferum (opium poppy), 1402 nucleotides long. RefSeq lists its product as uncharacterized. NCBI's taxonomy places the organism in Eukaryota, Viridiplantae, Streptophyta, Magnoliopsida, Ranunculales, Papaveraceae. The transcript has 2 exons. Bases 196 to 1089 code for a protein of 297 amino acids. The record is from RefSeq and is a predicted model, not a curated record.